Messenger RNA from Morchella sextelata, 1899 nucleotides. RefSeq lists its product as uncharacterized. Gene Ontology annotation, biological process: DNA recombination; mismatch repair; DNA double-strand break processing. The record is from RefSeq and is a predicted model, not a curated record. NCBI's taxonomy places the organism in Eukaryota, Fungi, Ascomycota, Pezizomycetes, Pezizales, Morchellaceae. Gene Ontology annotation, cellular component: nucleus. The transcript is spliced from 4 exons. Bases 1 to 1899 code for a protein of 632 amino acids. Gene Ontology annotation, molecular function: DNA binding; 5'-flap endonuclease activity; 5'-3' DNA exonuclease activity.
AUGGGUAUCACAGGGCUCUACAAAUGGCUCGAUUCUAUCAAGCGUGUAGAACACGUCAAGAAAUACAACGGCCUCACCCUUGGAAUCGACACCUAUAGCUGGCUACACAAAGGUGCAUUCUCUUGCGCCCUCGAGCUCGUCCAGGGCACACCCACAACCCGUUAUGUAGACUUCUGCGUCGAGCGCAUCAAGAUGCUACAGUAUCACGGUGUCACACCCUACCUCGUCUUUGACGGCGAUUACCUCCCAUCUAAAGCGGAUACUGAGGCAGGCCGCGAAGAACGCCGUGAAGAGAGUAGGAAGAAGGGCCUCGAGCUGUUAAAGACGAAUAAGAAGGAGGCUAUGGAUAUACUGCAGAAGGCGGUGGAUGUGACGCCAGCAAUGGCGCGUGCGGUCAUACAGGCAUGUAAGGAGCUCGGCGUCCAGUAUGUCGUUGCGCCAUAUGAGGCGGAUGCGCAGCUGUACUAUCUUGAGAAGAUAGGUGUUAUCGACGGCGUCAUAUCCGAGGACUCGGACCUACUGGUAUUUGGUGUACGCCUGCUGGUGACUAAGAUGGAUCGUUUUGGAGACUGCGUUGAGGUUAACCGCGCGGAUUUUACGAAGAAUAGAGACAUUACGCUAGCAGGAUGGACGGAUGCGGAGUUUCGUAUGAUGGCGAUAUUGUCUGGGUGCGAUUAUCUGCCGAGUAUCAGGGGCAUUGGGCUCAAAAAGGCACAUGGCUACGUGCGCUCUCACAAAACAGUUGAUCGUAUUGUGCGUGCGAUCAGGAUGGAGGGGAGGAUGACUGUGCCGCCAGACUAUCUCGAGAAGUUCAAGCAGGCGGAACUCACAUUCCUGCAUCAACGGGUGUGGUGCCCGAAGGCCGAGAUGAUGGUGAUGUGCAAUGAGCCAGAGGAACCACUUACCGGGGAAGCUCUAGUAUUCAUCGGCGGAGUAGUAGAACCUCAAUUAGCCCGCGGGAUUGCACUGGGCGAACUCGACCCAAUAACUAAGCUCCCUUUUGACCCCAUUCCAACGACUACGCAUACAACAAGAGCCUACCCAUCACAGCCAUGCAUAACCGCCCGGCCCCGUCCCCGCCCACCCACUGCAAAGCCUGUUAGCAUCGCAACAUUCUUCCCAAAAACUUCAAUGCCAAGGACACCACUCGCUGCAAAAUCGUCAAAUAUUCAAGCCAUUCGUAAAGCCUUCACCGCACCGAGACCAUCCUCGGCAUCAUCAUCAUCGGAGUCGUCAUUUUCAUGUCCGCCUAAGAAGCGCGGCGCAGAGGAAGCACCCAAAACAGACACUCCAAUCAAGAAGUCGCGGACGUUUGCCGCGGGUGAGAACGUGAGAGUUACGGGCGAGCGAAGCGCCUUCUUCAAUACUCCAAAGCAUCUGCAGUCGCGUCGCCCACUUGCCGUAACUGUGGAAACACCUACGGCCAAGAAAACAGUCGCCGAAAGCGCUCCGAUUCCCCCAACCGUGGCGGACCCCGACCUGGAAAAAGCAAUCCAGGCAUCACUGCAGCCCGAAUAUCUCCCUGACAUGGAGAUUGAAACCGGUGUUCAGAAGGUUGCGCGCUCACUCAAAGCCGAUUUUUCAAAGAGUGGUCAUGGGAAACUGGCGAAGUUUGUUGAAAAGCAACGGGUUGGGGCGGUGAAGGCACGGUUGAGCACGAGUGCAGCGGGGGUAAAGAAGAACGGCGGGUUUAUGCAGCAGUUUAAGAGGGCUGUCGGGACAAAGAUGCAGAUACCGCAUACGGUAGGCGCGGGUGAAGAGAGUCAGGACAGUGCUGGCGGCGAUAGUCAGGGUGCAGGCUUUGGGCUUGGCGUUGGUGUAGAGGAGAGCCAGGGCAGUGACAUUGAGUGCCAAAGGGAGUUUGGACGUGGUUUGGAGACGUUUAGGUUGAAGCGGUAA